Molecule: messenger RNA, 977 nt
Organism: Fundulus heteroclitus (mummichog)
Lineage: Eukaryota; Metazoa; Chordata; Actinopteri; Cyprinodontiformes; Fundulidae
Product: chymotrypsin-like elastase family member 3B
Exons: 8
Coding region: 45-854 (269 amino acids)
Biological process (GO): proteolysis
Molecular function (GO): serine-type endopeptidase activity
Source: RefSeq, a predicted model, not a curated record
GCAGAACAGAAGAGCAUGGGGCUUUUCUCUGGAACACUGAAGCAAUGCUGCAGGUUCUGGUCAUUGUUCUGCUUCAGGCAGUGUUUGUUUUUGGGUGCGGUUCACCUGCUGUAAAGCCUGACACCAGCAGGGUUGUGAAUGGAGAGGAUGCUCGUCCCCAUAGCUGGCCUUGGCAGAUUUCCCUGCAAGUAAAACACGGCAGCCGCUUCCAUCACACAUGUGGAGGAACUCUGGUCGCACCCCGCUGGGUGCUGACUGCUGGACACUGCAUCUGGCCCGGAGAUGUGUACCGUGUGGUUUUAGGGGAGCAUGACAUGAGCCUACAGGAGGGCUCGGAGCAGAUCCGGGAUGUCCUGCGCAUCGUUGUCCACCCUGGGUGGGACAUCGACCAUGUGGCCGAUGGCAACGAUCUCGCCCUGCUGAAACUGGAUAAGAGCCCCAUAAUGAACGACGGCGUUGGCGUGGCUUGUCUUCCUGCGGCAGGAGAGAUCCUCGCCCAUGGGACCGCCUGUUACAUCUCUGGCUGGGGCAACCUUUACACCCAUGGCCCCAUGCCUGACAAACUGCAGCAGGCCUUGCUUCCCGUGGUGGAGCACAGCAUGUGUAGCCGCAGUGACUGGUGGGGCCACACGGUGAAGAGCACCAUGGUGUGCGCCGGAGGAGAUGUCAUUUCUGCAUGCAACGGGGACUCCGGGGGUCCUCUGAACUGCCUGGGUCAGGACGGUAGGUGGUACAUUCAGGGCGUAACCAGCUUCGUGUCUUCCGCCGUGUGCAACGAAGUGAAGAAACCCACCGUCUUCACUCGCACCUCUGCCUUCACCGAGUGGCUGAAUGAGGUGAUCCAGAACUAUUGAGGGUCUUCUGGGAGUCAUCCAUAACAACUGUGUCCGAAGAAGCAAAGUUAUGGAUGAGCUUGAAAACCUAACAAAACGUACAAAAUCUUAAAAUAAAAUAAAAACUAAAUGAUAGUGAAGGCA